Sclerotinia sclerotiorum 1980 UF-70 is the source of this 1740-nucleotide messenger RNA. RefSeq lists its product with no specific name. Lineage: Eukaryota; Fungi; Ascomycota; Leotiomycetes; Helotiales; Sclerotiniaceae. Bases 1 to 1740 code for a protein of 579 amino acids. The record is from RefSeq and is a predicted model, not a curated record. The transcript has 3 exons.
AUGAAUGAUAGAGAUGGUACUCAACGCUUCAAAAGUGUUUUGGAUGUCGAAAAGCCUUCGUGUACUGUCGUCUCUUUUAGAGAAGUCGUGGAUGUUUCAUCAGAUGACGAAUCUGCAGAAAAUGAUGACCUCAAUUCUUUCCAGCCGGCUCCGUCAUGCACUAAUAAUACGAAGCAAGCUGUCGCUCCAGACUAUAUAUCAUUGGUCGAAGGAAUUUUGAAUGAGUAUCAUCAAGAGCAUGGCCAAACGAGAGUUCAAAAAGGUAGAAUCAGAAAACCAAAAGGUCCGAAGUCGAUAAACAAGAAUGAAAGUAUUGCUCAAAGGGUUGUUGGACCUCGUCCACUUGUGUCUGCUGAAGAGAAUGGACAAGGUCGAUCUCUUGUUCCUGUUUCAAACUCUCAAGAUCGAGCAUCUCGAUCAGUUUAUCAACCUCAUGUUCCAAUUCCUCAAUCUAGAGAAGUUCGAUCAGGUCCAGGACAGAUUCCUCAAUAUGACCUACGCCGAGUGAGAGAAGGUCCAUACACUUACAAGAGUUUACAUGCCAAGGUGGUUCGCCACAGUCAAGCUAAUACAUACCUGAGAGGACCUGAUCUUCCCUGUCUACCGUUCGUACUUCAAAUAACAAUUCUUCGAUCUCUACAAAGCGCAUUGGAAUCUAUGUGCUAUCGAUUCGUCCAAAAAUGGCUGCCCAGGAUACUGGUGGCAAAUGAAUGGGACUGUCCUGAGAAUAUUGAGUUAAAUUUAUGGUGGAAAGCAAUCGACGAAUGUCAAAUACCCAUUGAAGCUAUCGGUCCUCAACCAAGCCGUCCACUCGGUACUAUUUUCCGUCGCGUGCCAAAUAUUCGCCAUUUUGCAGUACAUAGGCUUCCAGAUAUUUCAAUUGCCAACAUUCAGGAUAUGAUCACAGACGCCCUUGAUAUCGCAAAAGUAUUUCGCGACGAUUUUUUGGUUCCAAAACUCAAGCUCUGGAGAGAGAAGCUCGAAUACUUUUCUAAGUUAAUUAGAGACUCGCGGAGUAAUUUUUAUGUGGCACGUAAAAUUGAUUCCAUUCAUGCUUUAAAGGAGGAUAAUAUAAAGAGUCAGGAAAAACUACGCAAAGAUAUCGAGGCUCUCAAAAAUGAAAUUCUGGUAAAGGAACAACAGAUCAGUUCUUUGCAAGGAGAAUAUAACACCCACCUUACGAAGGAGAACGAAAUUAUAAACAGAGCUCGCAUUGGUGACAGACCCAUUAUUCAAGAAGCUGAGCCGCUUGGAAAUUUCAAAUGGCUUGAAGAAUGCUUUACUUUGAAUCUUGACAGAGAUGCACCUAAUCUCAAGCCGGCGGAAAAUCUUUCUGGCGAGGUUAUCCGAAUACAAAACAUUGGUCUCAGGCGCUUUGCCCCGGGCAUGCCUAGCAAUUCUGGUGUAGCCAAUAUGAAUGUCAGCAGUAGGCUCAAUCUUGGGGCUGUGACCGGUGGGAAUAAUCUCGCAAUCAAUCCUAAUCCUCCUCGCAGGCCUGAUAUCAAUAGCACUCCUCACGUGGGUUUAUCAAGAACAGGUAGUAAACCCGCAAUUAUUCCCAUACCUGGAGCCAAUAAUAUGUUGUAUUCUCAUGUGCCAAAUAACUUGGUUGGAAUUCCUGGUCUUGGUCGAAGAGCUGUAAGCGGUCCCGUUCUUUCAUCGCGAGGAAGACAGCCAAUUCCUGCGACAGCGGUCAUUAUCGAUCUCACCGAUCAAGAUGAUGAUGUUAUGUCGGAAUAG